UGGAUGAGUGCCUACAAUGCUAGGGUGUUGCGAUUGUUACAAACGAGACGUCAGUAAUAUUGUUUACACGGUGUUCAUUAAUUAACACAGGUAACAUAUUCUAUUCGCUUUAAACUCGGAGUGAUGUUAUUGACGUAGCACUAUGAUUGUAAAACAACGGAGUCGUCAUCAUCGUACGUCUGACGUCACUGGGAAACUACCAGUGACGUUGAACUUCGCACAUGUUAGCAAUUGAAUUGAUGACCCGUUAAUUAAACGAAGGUUUCUAAUCGAUCCAAAUGGGACGUAAAUCUUACAAGAAAGGAUUUUAAGUGGAUUUUUAACAGAAUCAAAAAAUGCAAGUGAUAAGAUGCUGGAACAUGUAGAUAUCUGUCAGGAAGUUCUAAAUGCAGAGAAAUGUAACCAAUAUCCAGUAAUACUGAAGAAAUGUACAGACGUUCACAUUGGUACGAAAAUAGAAAUCCAUUCAGAACAACCGCAAACAAGUUACUUAAAGGAAGAAGAUGAAGUACAGAAUGAAAUGUACGUCAAUUGCAGCCAGAAAUUGAAGAACAAGUACAAGACAUACUUUGCUUACAUGAGAUCUUUCUUGUGGGAAGGUAAAAGGAACGACUUUCCAUUAAAGAAUUACUUCGUAGACUUGACAAUACAAAAGGCAGAUUUAUUCGGAAAGGAAAGAGGAGAUAAAGUAAAUCUAAAUGAAAUAUUUUCUAAUCAGGACGACGAACAUCAAACUAUUUUGGUGACAGCACAUCCCGGUUAUGGUAAGACCACUCUGUGCAGGAAGAUUGCAUACGAUUGGGCAUCCACGGAUUACCUGCAACAUUUUGACUUAACGGCAUGUAUUAUUUUAAGAGAGUUAGGCGAUAGAAGUGUAAAACAAGCAUUAUUCGAUAACUUGCACGAGAAUUCGUCAUUUGAUAAAGAUUGGAAAUUACAUUUUAGGCAACUGAACAUUUUGGUGAGUUUGGAUGGGUUCGAUGAGAUUGUAGAAAAAAUAAAGUAAUGAAAUUUAUAAGGGAGGAAUCUUUCGAUAUUUCUAGUCAAAUGACGAUAUUGGUAACCAGUCGACCUCAAGCAACGGAAGAUAUCAGAGAAGACAUGAAGAUGAGGUUUUCGAUAAAAGGGUUUUCUCCAGAAUAUCAGAAGAUAUGUAUUCAGUUAAUGUUUAGAGAAGACGAGAAUAAAGCGAGAAGUCUUGUUGAGAAAGUUGAGGAAGACGAGUUCUACAAAGAAAUAGCCGAAUGUCCUCUGAUGCUGCACAUGUUGUGCUGCCUUUUUAAUAAUGCAGAAUUGGGAGAAAUUAAAACCACAACGGAUUUAUACAUCCGAAUGUUUACUCUUGUAACCGAACGUUAUGUUAGAAAAACAGAUCAGAAUUGCAAGUUCGAACGAGGAAAACAUUUUAUGGGAGAAAAUUUGCUACUUCGAUAGAAAACAUUAUUUCUAAAACUUAAUUCGAUCACAUCAGAGGCUUUAAUAAAGUUUUUUCCAAACGAAGAUGAAUAUAAUUUCAUCAUUGGAUUGGACAUUCUUGCAGUGGAAUCUUUUUCACAAUACGAUAAAAUCAUUCGUUAUCAUUUUUUGCAUAUCACAUUUCGGGAAUUUCUUGUAACUUACACUAUAUACAACGAUUUUUCUAAUUUUUCAACUUGGAUCACAGAUCAAAUAUUAUUAUUUAUAUUGGGAUUGUUUGGUAGUGAUAAAUUUCCUGAACGUUUUCUAUGUAAUUUAAAAGAAAGAGUAUUCACUCCGAAUUUCAUGCUUCGAGCUCACAAAGAUAUCAAAUUAAGGGAAAACUGGGAGGAAUUUUGUUCAAAUUCCAAAGUAAAAUUUUAUGAUAUAGAAUUAAAUGAGAUGAAACAAUUAUUGAAUUUGUAUCCAUUUAAACAGCUGUUCUUUUGUUUCUCCGAAUCUGAGUUUGACUACGAAAACCACAAGAAUGAAAUUUUUCAGUUUUUUAACGAUUUCAGUUUCCCAAAUGGUCUAAAAAUUUACCUUUUUCUUAUUAAUAUGACAACAGAUAGGGAUUAUUCACACGAUAUUCGAGAGUCUGUUUCGUGUAUCAUCGACUUCUUUCGUAACAUCAGACCAAUCGAUUAUGAAAUUUACUUUAUUGGUAUAUAUAAUUUUAUCGAUAUAUUUCAUUGCUUCAGAAAUGUUAAUUAUUCUUUGAAUUUAACUGAGGAUGUUCUGAAAGAAUUGCGUAUUGAUGAAGGCGAAGAACUGAUUGCAUUGCAAACUCAAAACACAAAAGGAACGUUUAACAGUUAUUUCUUGUCGUUGGAACAGUACGAAACUUUACGUGAUCGCAUGAAAAUUUAUCCAAUUAGAGAGAAGAAUUCAAAAUGCGUUGUCAUUUAGAUUAAUGUAAUAAAUUACUUUAUACCUGUCUAUUUUUAGAAGAAACAUUGAAUUGUCGAGGAGGAUAAAGGUGUCAGGAUUAAGGUGACGUAGCGAGGGGGAUUGGAAAGAAAAUCGUAUUAUCUGACCGCCGGUCCUAUAAGAAUUCAGAUAUUUCGGGACUCCUGUAGCACUUCAAUCUUACCUUCCACUACAGCUGACAUUCUUCACUGGUUAUAUCGGUGCUAGAAGACAGUGCCUAGAACUUUAUCUAUUUUAAAUGUGUGAUGACGAAUUCCACACAAAAAUUAUUAUUUUUUAUUUAAUUCCUGGAGUAGAAUUCUUCAGGAAAGUGCGUUGUCUAGGUAUAAGUUUCUAAUGUUAUAUUUUUGAUGUGAAUAAAAUGUUUAUUAUUUUUUAAUAAAAUACAUAAUUGUUUUAAUAUAAGACAGACUGUACCAUUGCCGUAAGUAAGCUCAUUAAUUAUCUUACUGGUAGACGUCACAAAGCGAAUUAAUUAAAUAUAAUUUAUUUGCGGGUGUUCAUACGAAAAUUUAAAGAAAAUAGGGAAUAAAACAAAAAAAUACAUGUAUGGAGAAAGUAAGGAACUGGUAUGCAAUAUAACGCUAAUGUAAUGUAUAUAAAUAUAGC
Centruroides sculpturatus (bark scorpion) is the source of this 2994-nucleotide messenger RNA. RefSeq lists its product as uncharacterized. Lineage: Eukaryota; Metazoa; Arthropoda; Arachnida; Scorpiones; Buthidae. The transcript has 4 exons. The coding region runs from base 350 to 1006 and encodes 218 amino acids. The record is from RefSeq and is a predicted model, not a curated record.